Messenger RNA from Arabidopsis arenosa, 1293 nucleotides. NCBI's taxonomy places the organism in Eukaryota, Viridiplantae, Streptophyta, Magnoliopsida, Brassicales, Brassicaceae. The record is from the annotation of a GenBank genome assembly.
AUCUUCUUCUGCGUUACUUUAGAAUUUGUGAGAUCUUGAAGAUACAGGAGGAAGAUUAAAGGCCACAUCAUGUCGAUAUCAGAUGUGGCUUCUAUGGUUGGUGGUGCUUUUCUAGGAGCUCCAGUUUCUGAGAUUUUAAAAUUGGUAAUCGAAGAGGCCAAGAAAGUGAAAGACUUCAAACCCUUAUCUCAAGAUCUUGCGUCCACGAUGGAGAGAUUGGUUCCGAUAUUCAAAGAAAUUGACUCAAUGCAACAAAGAUGCAACGGUGAACUAAUUGUUUUGAUCAAGACGUUGGAAAGAGCUGAGAAGAUGAUUAUUUCAACUGCUCAACGUAUAGAGUUCAAUGAGCAUCCCUUCUGGUUGGAAAAAUAUUGCGCUUGUCAUGAUAUUGAUGGUACUCCCAAGUGUUGCAGCUGUGAAAGAUUAGAGCCUAAAGAAACGAACUAUGUGAUGCUUGGUGAUGGUCGGUGGAUAUGUUUAGAAUGUAAUGAGUCUUCAAUUAUGGAUACUUAUGAAUGCCAACCUCUGCAUUAUGAAAUCCGUGAAUUCUUUAAAGGCUUAAACAUGGAGAUUGAGAAACAGUUUCCUCUUGUUUUGGUUGAGAAACAAGCGCUGAAUACAGCUGAGGAGGAAGAUAAGAUUGGCCAUCAUCAUGAGGUGUCAACCAGGGGUUGUUGCUUUUCCGAAGAGGUGAUCAUAACGAGUGUCUUAAGGAGGCCGAAGAUGCAGUCAAACAAUAUGUUAAUUGAAGAAAUAGAAACUGUACGGACCGUCGGUAAAUCCAAGAUCAUUUCAGUUAUGAUCUUGUAUGGACUUCCUAGGGACCUUGAGCCUGAGGUUGAAGAAGGACUAUGCCAAGUGGUGGCGCAUAUGUGGCUGGAGAGUCAGACUUACGCUUCUACCAAUGGUGCUGCGGCCUCAUCAUCGGCGUCUUCUUCUUCUCACAUGCGGGUUAACACAACAAAUGAACCUAUGUUUGAGGAGAAACUAGUGGAGUUUUGCAAGAAGCAUAUAGAAAAAGAUGAUUCACCGCUCUACGGUCUUGGAUUCAAAAGAGUUCACGAGAUGGUCACAAAUUCAAGCCUCCAUCAAACACUGAGAGGUUUUCCAAGCAGGAAGUUAAAGACGGAACGCCAGGUUCAAAUCUUAGAAUCAAACAGACGCACGUUUUCCAAUUUCAAAGGUUCAUGAAGCCAUUACUAAGUACCCCCUUCCUUUGGUGUUUGUUUGUUUUUUUUCUUUUUGUAUUCACUGCUUUGUCUUAUUUUCUUGGAAAAAACACUAUGUUCCUCU